GAUGGAAGGGGAUGUCAUGUAUGCUGAGCUGCGCCUGCCCCCUGCACCAGCCCCUGUGCAGACGGCGCGGAUGUCCUGGCACUGGACAGCCGUCGGCCUUGGAGCCCUGUCCCUGCUGCUCCUACUGGCACAGAUCAUCCUCGUUGGAUUGAGCUUCCACUAUUUAGCCCGACAGGCGAGCUGCUGCCAUGGUCCCCAGUGCAUGGAGAACCUCAACUCUGGGCUGCAGGCUUUGCAAGGGAGCUGCCAAUUCUGCCCAGUUGGCUGGCUGUGGCAUGCAGGGCACUGCUAUUACUUUUCCUCAGCCAAAAGGAGCUGGGAGCAGAGCAAGGAGGACUGCUGCUCUAGGGGAGCACAGCUGGCCAUCAUCCAGGCCAACAGCACACUGGCUUUCCUGACACACGUGUCCCAUAUGGAUGUCUUCCAUGUGGGCCUGAAGCGGAGCCUUUCUGGGUUUGAAUGGAAAUGGCUGGAUGGCACUGUGCUAAAGAGCCUCUUCCGAAUCCAACGCUCCACCAGCUCCUUCCUGGCCUGUGGCAGAGUGUCGGGAUCAGGGCUGUCUGGUGGUGACUGUAGGGAAGCCCAUGGCUGGGUAUGCGAGAAAAGUGCAGUCAACCUGCAGUGGCUGCAGUCCUCACCACCUGCUUUCCUCUGGGGAAAUACCACCUAUACUUGUGCAGGGCCCUGAUGACCAUGAGGACAGCCAGUGCCCAGCACCCACCCCUGCCUGCCAUGUAGCCAGGGCACUGACUCUGUA
Centrocercus urophasianus (Greater sage-grouse) is the source of this 757-nucleotide messenger RNA. Its product is annotated as killer cell lectin-like receptor subfamily G member 1. The record is from RefSeq and is a predicted model, not a curated record. The coding region runs from base 2 to 688 and encodes 228 amino acids. Lineage: Eukaryota; Metazoa; Chordata; Aves; Galliformes; Phasianidae. The transcript has 6 exons.